AUGGCCAAAAUGCUGCUGAAACAAUAUUCCCUCUUCUCCGUUCUGAUCACCCUCUUCCUCCUCUCCAUUCUACUUUCCGAGGCUAGAUUAAUGUCAUCGCAUCCUUUCUCCGCCAAACUGUCGGCAAAAGCUAUGGCGCUGAAGAAUGAGAAGCUGACCCACCUCCAUUUCUACUACCACAACCUCCUUGCCGGCCCAAACGUCACGGCCCUGCCUCUCAACCCUAAAGGUCCUCUAGAUUUCAACGACCCGGCCGGUUUGUUUGGGCGGUUAACCAUGGUGGACAACCCUUUGACGUUGGACCCAGAGCUCAACUCCACCACGGUUGGGAGCGCUCAGGGGCUCUACGGCGUCGCUUCAAGGAGCGAGGUGGCUUUUGUGCAGUUAUUCAACUUUGUGUUUACCGCGGAUGGUGAGUACCGGGGCAGCACCGUCACUGUGUUGGGACACAACUCCAUAUUUGCCGACGGGACAAGGGAGAUGCCAGUUGUCGGCGGCACCGGAGUGUUCGGAUUCGCACGUGGAAAGGUUUAUUUCAAAACGUAUUCCUUUGAUGCUAUAACUGGAAAACAGCUCAACUCCACCACGGUGGGACGCGCUCAGGGGCUAUACGGCGUAGCUUCCAGGACCGACGCGACUUUUAUGGAGUUAUUCAACUUUGUGUUUAAGCCGGAUGGUGAGUACCGAGGAAGCACCGUCACUGUGUUGGGACGCAACCACAUACUUGCUGCCGGGAUAAGGGAGAUGCCGGUCGUCGGAGGCACCGGAGUGUUCGGGUUCGCUCGUGGAAAGGUUCAUGUCAAAACGCAUUCAUUUAAUACUACAACGGGAAACACGGUCGUAAAAUGCGACGUCUACGUCUUUCACUAUUGA
Messenger RNA from Linum tenue, 873 nucleotides. The record is from the annotation of a GenBank genome assembly. Lineage: Eukaryota; Viridiplantae; Streptophyta; Magnoliopsida; Malpighiales; Linaceae.